This is a messenger RNA of Silurus meridionalis, 1789 nucleotides long. It is a transcript of the gene asb12b, whose product is annotated as ankyrin repeat and SOCS box-containing 12b. The record is from RefSeq and is a predicted model, not a curated record. NCBI's taxonomy places the organism in Eukaryota, Metazoa, Chordata, Actinopteri, Siluriformes, Siluridae. Gene Ontology annotation, cellular component: nucleus. Gene Ontology annotation, biological process: intracellular signal transduction; positive regulation of transcription by RNA polymerase II. Gene Ontology annotation, molecular function: protein binding; transcription cis-regulatory region binding. Bases 179 to 1120 code for a protein of 313 amino acids. The transcript has 3 exons.
CUUUGUCUACUUCAACUUUUGUCAGUUGGAACCAGAGCUGCUCAAUUAGCUGUGACUCCAUGAUGGCAAAUGUUACAUUUUGAAAACUAUUUAGAAACCAAGUCUAAGCUACAGUUAACUCUCCUGGAGGUUUGUGCUGCUAAAAGCUAUAAUGGAGUCCUGACAGUUUUUCCAAAGCAUGACGAUGGAAACUUCCAUUAAAAUGAGUUUAAUGGAUAUUACCAAGAUUUUCUCUCUCCUCCAACCCAAAGCUGAGGAAGAAGAUGGUUGUCAGCAGUUAAAUGAGGCCAUUGCUGAGAAUAAUCACAAACGUCUGGCUGAACUGCUUUCUCAAGAACACUACAGGAGAUGUAUCAAUAGCAGAAGUGGCUGGGGAAUACCAAGUACACCACUAAAAACUGCAGCUGCUCAUGGUCACCUCCACUGCCUGGACUGCCUCUUAGCCCAUGGUGCGGAGGUGGACAGCUUGGAUGUAAAAGCCCAGACUCCUCUUUUUACAGCUGUUAGUGGCAAACACCUUGACUGUGUCUCUGCAUUGCUCAAAGCUGGUGCUGACCCGAAUGGAAGCGAAUAUAACAACUGUUCUCCAGUGUUAACUGCAGCCAGAGAGGGAUAUGUAGAUAUUUUAAAAGAGCUUCUCUGUUAUGGUGCUGAGACAAAUGUCCGAGCCAAAGUUCCGGACUGGGCUUCCAAUGCCACAACAUGCCGAGGGCCUCUCUACAUCGCUGCCAUUUACGGGCACCUGGAAUGCUUCAAACUACUGCUGCUACAUGGUGCAGAUCCAGACUACAACUGUAAAGAUGAAAAAAUAAUAUCAAGGAUCAAACAGUCCAACACAGUGCUGGACACGUGUCUUAAAUAUGGAUGCCAAUCUGAAUAUAUUCAACUCCUUAUAGACUUUGGAGCCAACGUCUACAUCUCAAUGGCAGUUAUGGAUAAAACGAGAGAGAAGGGGGAGGCUAUAAUGCUGCUGCUUAGAGAAAGAGUCUUUCCCAAAUCACUGAUGUCUCAGAUUCGGCUUGCAAUACGGAAGUACCUUUCUACUGCACACAAAUUGGACUCAAUUGAUAUGCUGGAUAUUCCACAAAUCCUGAAAAAUUAUUUGAAACAUACCACUUGACCUGUAUGCUCUGUGUUUAAAUACUAUUAACAUUAGUUAAGUUGAGUCCUAUAUUGUACCUUUAUAUUUAUGUUUAAAACAGUUCACAGGUAAUACAAUUAACAUUAUAGCUUAUAAUUUAUAUAUUAAGGUAUUUGGAGGUAGGUCAAGGGCUUCAGGUUGUUUUUAUAUAAAAUAUUAAAAGAAAGUAAAAGUACAUACAACAUCUCUAUCUCUUACAUACAUAGUGGUAAGUAUGGUGUGAUAUAUCAACCCAGAUCACUCUAGUACAGAAUAGAAUUAGCUAUAAAAAGAAUCACUUCAAAGAAAAAAGAUAAAUAAAAAUAAAUAAUAUUCCAUUCAAUUAUUACUAGCACACAUUAAGCACAAAUUAUCUAAUUGGUUUUCUUUUCUUUUUUCAGUGUAACCUUUAAAAUCAGCAAUCACAAUAAUUAUGAAUUAACAUUAAACAUUAUUAAUGUUUGAAUUCAUUUUCAUUUUAUUUGUAUAGCAUUUUUAACAAUGAACAUUGUCUCAAAGCAGCCUUCAUACUGUCAGGUUGCUUAUUCCGUAUAAUAGGCUGUUUGACUUAUUUAUUUUUACUGUGUUUCUCCCACAUUCCCCCAAACUAGUGUGUAUGUUGCAUGGUGGUUUGCAUUUUUUACUUUUAUUAAAUUGAAUUUAAAUGAA